Messenger RNA from Penaeus monodon (black tiger shrimp), 5173 nucleotides. RefSeq lists its product as uncharacterized. NCBI's taxonomy places the organism in Eukaryota, Metazoa, Arthropoda, Malacostraca, Decapoda, Penaeidae. Gene Ontology annotation, molecular function: transcription regulator activity. The coding region runs from base 266 to 1180 and encodes 304 amino acids. The record is from RefSeq and is a predicted model, not a curated record. Gene Ontology annotation, cellular component: nucleus. The transcript is spliced from 3 exons.
UUCCUCAGCGCGAGCUUCAGGUUGCGUUUCGCAGUAAAGGCAGAAGCGUCACAGGCUGGUAGCUGCUGGCCCGGGUUGUGGUGGUGCAUGAGAGGCUGACUCAGAUAGUCAAGCAACAAGUGUGCGUACGGACGUGCGGCUGAGAGCUCCGUCCCGCACCUUAGAAUAGUAGUGGCCUUCCGUUCAUUACGCGUACGGAUAGUGAAGAGUGAAUACAUUUAACGGUUUCAUACGAUCUUUUCGUUCGCCCUUUACACAGGGUGACAUGGUUACUCUUAGACAACGAGGUGUUAGCCCGACUAUGGCCAUCGACGCCAGUGGAGUUUGGCCAAGCGCAGCUGGUCGUCGCGGCAGCAUCACCAGCUACAAGUUCCGUGUUCGGGAGGAACGCAAGAAAGUGAUCCGCAUCUCCAACGCCAAGUACCGCACCAUAGAGGAUCACGAGAGCGGCCUAAGGAGAUUUGUACUCAUCAGGAACACUCUGAGACGCCUGCAGCGCGAGGCUCGCGAGGAGAAGUUGGCUCGUCACCGCGCUGGUGCCACGAAUGUGUCGCCGUCCUACCUGUCUGCCUCUCGGCCCCGCUCCCCCUCCCCGCCCUGCGACAUGCAAGUGUCUGACGUGCUCAGUGUGUACGGCCAGCCUGCCCCCACGCCCAUCUCCGCCCUCGAGGAAGACGACCCGGUGCCGGCGCCCAAGAGGCCCAGACUCUUCCUCGAUGACGACAAAGAGAACGAGCGUGGCUCUUGCGAGUCGCGGCUGAUGGAGUGCGGAGUGGACGACAAGGACGACUCCAGGAUCAUUGUCGACGACACGCAGGAGAUCCUGCGGGAUCUGUACGAAACUUUUACGGGAGAGUCAAUCAGCGCCCAGCCCCGCCCCUCGACGCCCACGCCGCCUCGCCCAGACACGCCAUUCGCCGCCCCUGCCUACUCCUGCACCCUACCUUCCACCACCACGCCCUCCCUCACUUCUACAAACAACAGUAGCAGCUCCAGUACCAAUAAUAACACUAGUAACUAUACAAACAGCUACAGCAGCAGUAUGGGUACCGGGGGCAGCAGCUACCAUGACUGGGGCAGGACACAGCAACAGCAGUAUGCGUGUGGCCACGCCUCGCUUUUGGGAAACGACCUGCAGUCCGUUGUGUUCCACAGCCUCAUUGCUUCGCUCGAGUCGUAACGCGCGAUGUGUGCUGCUGAUGAAACCCAGCAGCAGCAACAGCAACAGUAGCAGCAGCAGCAGUGACAGCGGAGGUGGUUCUCCCCCCCUCACGCUGCCUGCAGUGCCAUGCCAAAGAGGUGCAAUCACUGGCGGGUGGCCCCCAGAAGCCGUGUGAUUUCAUCAAGUGUUCCCAGCUGUGAUCUUACCAUUAUUAACGCGGAGCUCUGACUCGUCCAGUGCCUGAAUGUUGCGUCACCCGCGAGCGCCCUCGGAAGAGGAGCCGCCUGGCGAGGUGGCCCGGUUCGUCUCGUAGUGUUUGCCGGUGCUGAUGGUGACGGUGUAGAAGAGGACUUUCGUCUUCAGGAAGGGUAGGCAAGACUCCAGGCCGCUGCCACGCCUGAGGAGGCAGGGUGGCUGGAGCAGCACCUUCAGUAGUGUGACUUUGGUGAGCCUUCCUUGAUUAAUUACCUGAUGAGGAAGGGAGUAUCCGUGGACAUUGUAUAUUAUUACAAGAUCAUUCACUUGCAUCAUUCAUCGCGAGUCGCUCUCAUGACAUUCAUUGAACGAGAUCAGUGAUAUAUAUAUAUAUAUAUAUAUAUAUAUAUAUAUAUAUAUAUAUAUAUAUAUAUAUAUAUAUAUAUAUAUUCGCACACAGACACGUACAUCAUCAUCGUCACAUUCUUUACAUGGUCAUAUCAUCGCUGUCGUUGUCUUAAUCAUCACCGUCAGUAGUUCAUCCUCGCCACAAUUACCCUCGGCAGUUUAGUCUCAACCGAAUUCUUAGUUCUCCCUUCACAUUUGAGGGUUUGGCCGCUUAACUCAAAUCUUAUAGUCGGUGGAACGCCCGAUGAAAGAGAAAAUUGAAAAAAGGAAAGUUUAUCUCAAGGAAAUCCUUGAAGAUUUUUUUUCCUACUGGAGACAAAGCCACCAGCCCUUUUCAAUUCCGCUCAAGUGGAAGGGCUGUUCUAACUGAGAAUUUGGAAAUGCCUGCAAGUGCUCGCCUAUACAGCCCCGAGGGAAGGAGGCAGAACGCAGCAGGGCCCAUGACAAAAUUAUGCCAAGGUUAACUUUCGAAAGGCAUUGUCCCCCCCCCUCCCUAUCUUCACUGUCGGCAUUACAUUCCCUCUUCCAAAGUAACUCGAAGCAACUACAUCAGUGAAAAGUAUAUAUAUGUAUUGUUCUAAUUUAAUUGAUAUUACAAAGAUGUUGAAGCUUCGAGAGCAGACCGCCUCCCCCCCCCUCUCCCCUCCCCGUCGUGUAACUUUCACCCCCCCCCCCCUCCCCGACAAAGCCUCUUCCCUUACGGUCUCUUGGGCUUCACUUGCGGGCCGUCAACAGGCAUUCGGUUCGUCUAGUCUUCAGUCUAUCCGUGGAAGUCGGAAGUUGCUUUCUUGACGGCGGUAUCCAGCAGACUUGGUUAUAAAUGAACGUAAAAGGGAAAAACGUGCAAAUGCGAGAUUUCGAAACAAAAAAGGUGAUGUCAGAAAUCUUUGGGUCUCGCUGUAUUCACCUAACGUUUUUUUGUCUGUCGACUUCUGUAAUAUAUUAUUUUGUCUUUCUUUGUAUAUAUGAAUGUGCAUAUGUAUAUGUAACUUAAGCAAUGCUUUUUUCAGUUUCGUUUCUGAUCACAAUGACUUCAACUUUGUUUCUGUAUUUUUGUAUGUUUGUUUUUUAUCGAAAGGUUGUUUGUCCUUGGUUAUCACCUGUUUGUUUUGUUUGUUGGUGCCAAGAUGUAAAAGGUUUAAAAACGAAAUGUAAAAAAAAAGCAAAAAAGAAAAUAAAUUUAAAAAGAUGGUGACAUUUUUAGAAACUAAACAGAGUUUGAAGGUGCUAUGAUUUGAGAUUGUAAUAGAUUGUGAAAGAUAAAAAACUCUGUUGGACAAAUAUAUCGCUGAUUAAGAUGAUCUCUACAUAUGUUUAUAUGAAUAUAAAUAAUAUAUAUAUAUUAUAAUGUAUAGAUUUUUAUGAUCCAUACCAAGUCUGUGCUGUUACUAGCCCCCUCGGUUCUUACUUCAUACACACUACAUCUUGUCUUGGCUUCGUAUUUCAUUCACUCGCACACACAUUUCUCUUCACUCAAGAAACACUGUUGAUGGCGAGGUGAUUCCUCAUACUUGAGCAGGUUCGACCACAGCCGAAGUCCAGGCACAUUAGGCCUCCUGGCGAAGGCGUCUGGCGUUGUGUUCAGGAUCUGAGGCUCGAGUAGCAUGGACUCAUUCGAGCAGUCCGAGACUCCUUCCCUCUCGUCCUGUGGGAUUAGGCUUGUGUCCGCAAGAUGGAGGCGAGUCUCGGACUCCAGCCCCACCAAGCUAGUGUAAAUCCGGAUGAGUGCCAUCAAUCACCGCAUAAAUAGACUUAAUUUUACAAUUUUGUAUAUUGUACAAAUGUAUAUUGAGAAUUUGUUAUAAUUAAGAGUUAUUUGUAUUUAGUUGGCUAAUGAACGAGUCAAAAUACCAAAAUGUAGUUUGUCUAAAAAUUCAAAGUGUGUAUCAAAGUUUUGAAAACGAUCAUCAACGAUUUCCAGACUAGACAUGUAUGAUAAUUGACCACAAUUUAUUUACACAUAGAAAGGUUGUACCAUUUAUUAUUUAUUCCGAUGUGGAUAUUAUUUAUGCAUAUAUGAUAGACACAAACAGGCGGGAAAUGCACGCUGGAGGUUGGCUGUCCGGUGCCGUCACGAGUUGCUAGGGAGUAAGUUAGUGAUAUAUUUUAAGACAUUUUGGUCAUUUCCAAGACACAUUUCAUUGUUAAUAAUAUGCUCCAGAAAAUAUAAAUGUGAUUUUAUAUAUAGCGAUACGUACCUAAUUACAGAGAAUAUUUUGUAAGCGAAGCCCGACAGCCGCCGCCUCCCGUGCUUCCCGCGUGUUGCCUGCGUCACAAAGCGAGCAACUGACGAGGUCGGAGGACGAGUUCUGGAAGUGGCACUCGAGACACGUCACAUGUGCUAGAGUCUCGGCCUUCAGUCGACCGGGUGUUAUUUUCAGAAUGAAAUCCAUGCAUUAAUAACUCAAAUAGCUGCAGUUGUUCAGUUGCCACUUAUAUUUUAAUUAUACGAAUUAUUGUCCGUUCUUUACAACACACGUUUAGUCUUCCGUUUAUUUUCUUCAAUGUCUUUACCUGUAUUAAUGGUAAUUGCCAGUUAUCAUUUCCAUAAUCACAAAAUGAUUAUUUUGAGUAAUUAGUUUUUUGUUUACGGUUCACCGACACGUUGACAAAACUAGUGAAGGAUAAGGGUAGCACAAUGUAAAAAAUAACUUUUUAUAUGAUACAGAUUUGAACCGGGACUAAUGUACAAAAGUCACUAAGCGACGCCCGUGACAAGAGAGAAUCACCUAUAAGCCAUAAUGUCAUUAGUGCCACUGUUGCUCAUCGCACUUGUCUUAGGAAGUGGCAUAGGGGGAACCAAGCUAAAUCCAGAUUGUGAUACCGUCAUUUAUUAUUACUGAACUAUUGAUAUGUAAUAUCAUGUUUGAAAAAUAUUGAUUUAUCUUUUCUUCCAAUCACAAAGAAACAUGCGAACCAAAGUUUACAUGCCUUAUUUCCUCUGCUCGGGAUUUGUAGCCUGGUUCCACUCGCGGGCCGUUGUGGCCUCUGGCCGGCUUGGGUGCGAACUCACAGACGUCGCUGAGAGAGGGCGAGGGGGGCGGGGACCCUUCGACUCUCGCUGAGGUCCCCCUCCCCUCCCCUAGUGCAGUGGUGGCUGGGGAGGUGCGGGGGAGGGAGAGGGGGCAGGGAGCGGUGGCGAAGGAGUGGCGGCAAUGGCCACAUGUAUUUCUCCAUCGCCCCCACCCCCCUUCACCGAUCUCCUCCCCUCUCCUUCCCCCGUAACCCCCCAUCACCCACCUUAGCUGUUUAUAAUAUCUCCCCGAACUGUGGCAUAGCUAGUGAUGAUGCUAUAUAAAAGUAAACGAAGAUAAAGCUAUUUUGUUCCUGCCAAAACACGUAAAUAAGGUGUAUUAUCUUGUUACAUUGUAUUUUGUGAAUUUUUUCAAAUAUAUGAUAUGAAAGAUA